UACUUUCUCUCCUUUCCUCUACGUCAGUGGGCGGAGAAAGAAGACCCCUCCCAGCCCCCCGCGGAGACGCAACUGGUCAUUGGUGAAUGAGCGGUCCUUUGAGCGCUAGCAAUGAGUGGACGGCCGAUUGCGCGGCGCUGAUUGGACAGCAGUGGGCAGGUUAAAGGCAGGGGCUUUUGAGUCCACUCCGCCCCUUGGGCACGCUGGCGGAAAGGAAGAUGGCGUACCAGAGCCUACGGCUGGAGUACUUACAGAUCCCACCGGUCAGCCGCGCCUACACCACUGCUUGCGUCCUCACCACAGCUGCCGUGCAGUUGGAAUUGAUAACACCUUUUCAGUUGUACUUCAAUCCUGAAUUAAUUUUUAAACACUUUCAAAUAUGGAGAUUAAUCACAAAUUUCUUAUUUUUUGGGCCAGUUGGAUUCAAUUUUUUAUUUAACAUGAUUUUUCUAUACCGUUACUGUCGAAUGCUAGAAGAAGGCUCUUUCCGAGGCCGGACAGCAGACUUUGUAUUUAUGUUCCUUUUUGGUGGCUUCUUAAUGACCCUUUUUGGUUUAUUUGUGAGCUUAGUUUUCUUGGGCCAGGCCUUCACAAUAAUGCUUGUCUACGUGUGGAGCCGAAGGAACCCUUAUGUUCGCAUGAACUUCUUUGGCCUUCUCAACUUCCAAGCCCCGUUUCUGCCCUGGGUGCUCAUGGGGUUUUCCUUAUUGUUGGGGAACUCGAUCAUUGUGGACCUCUUGGGUAUUGCAGUUGGCCACAUAUACUUUUUCUUGGAAGAUGUAUUUCCUAAUCAGCCUGGUGGAAUAAGAAUUCUGAAAACACCAUCUAUUUUGAUAUUCCAGGCUCUCCCUGACCUAGUCCUAGAAUCAUCUGUUUCUUCAGGAGGACUAUUUUUGAUACACCAGAUGAGGAUCCAAAUUACAAUCCACUACCUGAAGAACGGCCAGGAGGCUUUGCCUGGGGUGAGGGCCAGCGCCUUGGAGGUUAAAGCACCGUGCCAAUAAUGAGACCCAGCUGGGAAGGACUCUAUGAAAUACCCAUUGGGAUUGUUUUAUCCUUUGUUGCAAAAGUGUGGACACUUUUGACAGUUUUACAGAUUUUAACUCCAGAAGCACUUUACAAAAUGGUACACUGACUAAUCUAGAAGAUAUUUCCAGCAUUUUGCCAGUGGUUCCUCACUACACUGGUACUGAAAGUGUAAUCUCUUGGAGCCAAAAAACUGGAGAAACCAUUAUAUCCUGCCACCUCUUAACAAGUACAUGAGUACUUCAGAUGGCAUAAGGCAGGCGUUUUUCUUCCUCUUCUUUGAUAGAUGAGGCCAUGGUGUAAUGGAAGUUUCAGAGAGGACAAAAUAAAACUGAAUUCCAUCUCUGUUUCACUGUAUUAAAGCUUUUGUGUGUGAUCUUUUAAAUUACGUGUUUUAGCUCUCCUGUGUCAGUCUGAGCUCAGAGCAGUUUACAUGCCUGCUCUUUUUGUGUCUUUUAACUGGAUUUCAUUUCAAGAUUGGAAACACAUGGCUGGUGUGCUAUGGCUGUGUACAUCAUAAUUCACAGUGCUAACUUCAAUAGGAAUAUUUAUCUCUGUCCUUCAGAUAAAUUGUUCUCCAUCUGGGAAUUGAGAAACUUCAAUUUAUCAAACCACAGGGCAGUUUCAGCAGCAGGAGGAAUUCCGCUACAGAAAAGUCAGCUGCAAGCAGAAAGUUAAUCGAGCAUCUUAUUUGUUGUGCUUCUGUUUCUCUAUUAGGAAAUAUUGAAGAAAAGACUGGUAACAGUUUUGGAAAUCUACAGGAAGGUAAAUGGGCAGCAGUUAAGCAUACAUCCUUCCUUGGUCAUUAGAAUGUUAACAGUUUUCAUUUGCUUCGUGAAAAGCUGAAAACUUUGAGAGCCAAGUACCUGGUUUACCUUCCCAGUCAGAUAGAAAUUAGGGUCUACAAAAUUUGGCACUUAAUGCCUAUUAUUUACUGGUCCAAAAUAUUAAGUCUCCCAUGGUCUCCUGAGGUUUGUGAUCAUACUGCUUAAUCGGAACCCAGAAGAGUGAAAAAGGACACCCCCAAGAAAGAGGUGCUCUUAGUUUUCAUAAGCAGCAUAAAGGCGUAAGAUCCUUUCUCCAAACUGGAUCGUCCUUAGUCGUUCUGUCUUGGUUAAGGGUAGCUUUCCAUAGUGAGAUUUCCCAGAAAAUUUGACAUAGGCUUAAAUAGAAACAAAUGUAAAUUUUCAGAGUGUUUCCAAAAUGAAAAGUAUUUUAAUGUCUUUCUAAAUGUAAUGUGCAUAAGUAAUGGAAUUUAGUCGUAUUUUACAUGUUGCUAGUAAGUAAGUUUGAAUAUGACUGUUGCAAUUUUAUGAAACUUGGGUCAAUGGACUGCUUUAUUUCCUAAAAGGUUUAGAGUCUUUUUAAAGUUUGAAUGCCAAUUUUAGAUCAUAUAAUCCUGUGGGAUUCUUAAAUUUGACCAUUUUUGUCUCUGUUCAAGGAACCUUUUAGUCAUUUUGGUGUUUCUGUUAUAUUUUGUAUUUUGUUUUGCAGUACUAGAUAUUGAACCCAGGGCCUUAACACUAAGCUACAUCUCCAGCCCUUUUAUUCCAAGAUAGGGUUUUACUGGGCCCAAAUUCACAAUCCUCUUGCCUCAACCUCCUAGAGUUCUAGAAUUACAAGGCAUGUGCCAGCACAUCUUUUUUUUUUUUUUUUUUUUAAUGUUUUGGGCUAGAAAUGGGGGUCUGUAGUUUUAUUCUUCCUUCAUUAAUUUUGAAUUAGCCAGUUAAUAGAAUUUUGGUUUUUUUGGUUUUUUUUUAGUACCGGGGAUUGAACUCAGGAGCUUAUACUUGCAAAGCAGGCAACAGAACCACUGAGCUAAAUCCCCAGUCCCCAGUUAAUAGAAUUUUUACAGUAAAGUUUUAAUCCUAAAAUUACUUCACCUAAGUGGGGAAUAACUACACAUCAGUGACUGAGUAUAACAGGAAACACAUUUUGCUGGUAGAACCUAAAAGCAGUUAGUUACAGGAUUUUGGUUUUCCUCAUUUUAUAAGAUGUAAAAUCCUAGUGGCAGGAUUCUGUUACUACACUGUCCUGAUGGUGGUAGUUUGAAUCAUUGACCUCUCAGUCUGACCAAUCCUACUACCACUAUCCCUAGCCUUGUGUUGCUUGACAGGAUCUUUAUGUAUCCCUGGCCAUUAGGAAAAAUCUGUACUUUUUCCCAACUUACAUCCUGAACUUCAUUCUUCCAGAAUACACUUCCUUUUCAUAAUGCAAGUUAAUUGAAAAGUGAAAUCUGAUACAUGGAAUUUUGUGCCCAACUAACCUUAUAUACCAAUAUAAUUUGAGAGACUCCUGGAUUCUACCAGUAAUACCAAAAGGCACACCCCUGACUUAAGACAUAGGGAUUUUUUUUUCGUUAUAGAAAUACAGCAUAUGUUCAUUUUUAAAGUAAAUGGACAUAUAAAUUGCAUCUCCUAGUAGAUAUUUUUAUAUGCAUUUUGGUGUUUUUUUAAUUUUGUUUUUUACUAUGGAUUUGUACUUGUUUCUCUCUUACAGUUGUUCUUUUCUCUGUGUCUUGUGUAUCCUAAAAUUUCAUACUAGCACAGUUUCUUGAAGCAAAGUACCCAUUUUUAUGGAUCUUGGUAGUGGAUCCCUCACUUUGUCUCUGAGGGCCUCUGAAAACUAAGUAUUGACACUAUUGGCCAUGUUGAAUAACAGGCUUCCUAGAAUUGUCAUCUCUCCUGCCAGUGUUUUUAUGUUGCUGUACUUUCUUUUUACAGACGAGUUCCACAUGUGUUGUUAGCCAAGAUCUGCUAUUAUUAUCAGUAUGAGAUUGCAUUAAAGCUGUUUGAACCAUGUGUGGUCAGGUCAUUUCUCUGCUGAGAAAUCCACAGUGGCUUCUUAAUAAGCCCCUAUAUAUAAUGCAUACUUUGUCUUCCUCUCUGAAGCGUACUCCCACUUCUACCUAAUAGGGAUCUCGAAUUAAGUCUUCAGUCCUUCAAGGCCUUGCCUUUCUCCUGACACCUCAAGAAAUCUUGAUUGUAAGGCCUAUUUCAUUGUCUUUGAAUCCCUACAAAGUUUCACAUCUGUAUGACAUACUCUUCCACAAAAUUAUAUACUGUCUUACACUGUUCCUAGCUAGUACAUGUAUUUUAGUCUUCCUCAUAAGAAUGUAAGCUCCUUAAGGGCAGGGAUCAUGUCUUAAAUUUUGUAUCCACCACAGUGCCUAGCACAGUGCUUGGCACAUGACUGCUGAAUAAAUACUUUGUAUAUUGAUCGGCAAACAUCUGGUAUU
Messenger RNA from Fukomys damarensis (Damara mole-rat), 4264 nucleotides. RefSeq names its product derlin 2 (gene Derl2). Lineage: Eukaryota; Metazoa; Chordata; Mammalia; Rodentia; Bathyergidae. Gene Ontology annotation, molecular function: ubiquitin-specific protease binding; misfolded protein binding. Gene Ontology annotation, biological process: endoplasmic reticulum unfolded protein response. Gene Ontology annotation, cellular component: Hrd1p ubiquitin ligase ERAD-L complex; endoplasmic reticulum membrane. The transcript has 8 exons. The record is from RefSeq and is a predicted model, not a curated record. The coding region runs from base 219 to 1004 and encodes 261 amino acids.